AUGCCUUCAGAUGGACAUUCACCCUCUGCUCAAGAGUCUCCAGAUACUUCCUUGUCAUCUGAAGAGUCUUCAGGCACUUGUUUGGACCAAGGGCUUUCAGGGAAGUUAUUAUCAUUAUCAUUAUCUGAUCUAGGAGAUCUUGGAGUAUCUGAAUAUUUACAGGGACCUCCAGAAACACCACCUUCUACCCAUAACAUUCUAGAAAUACCAUCUUCUACCCAUGGUAUUAUACACACUUCAUUACCAGCCCAAGAUUCUCUAGGACAUCUGCCUCCUUCAGUGCAGAUUCUACAACAGGCUCCCCUUAUGACAGAGACAUCAGAACCUUUGCUAUCUACCAAAAAGGCUUAUAAUGUAUCAGACUCUUCCCCAGGAACUUCAGAUACUUUGCCAUCUACCCCAGGAUGUCUGGAAAUUUUGUUCUGUGACCAAAGUACCAUAGGACUGUCUGUAUCUGAAAAAGUAAUUUUAGGACCAUCAGUAUCUCUGGAGGAAUCCCUGGGGCAUUCUCCUUCUGAACAAUGGUCUCUGAGAUCCACUCCACCUGCAUCUGGGACUGGGUCGCUCUCCCCCUCAGAACAAGGUUGUCUGGAAAUAUCUUCAAGUAUACAAGGAGAUUCACCCUCUCAGCAAGGCUAUACAGGAAAUUCAUUAUAUUCACAAGAGGCUCUCAGACUGCCCAAAUCAGCAAAGGAAUCAUUCGGACAUUCAUCAUCUGCUCAAGGCUCUCCAGAUACAUCUUUGUCAUCCCAAGAGGCUUCAGGCCCUUCUUUGGACCAUGCGUCUUUAGGAAAGUCAUCAUCUGAAGCAGGAAAUCUUGGACUUUCUGACUCAGAUCAGGAGAUACUAGAAGCUCCACUAUUUACCCAAAGUAUUUUAGAAAUGCCAUCUUCUAACAAAGGGAUUACAAAAACUUCAACAAUUUCCCAAGAUUAUUUAGAACAUCUGCCUCCUUCAGUGAAGACUCUGCAACCUUCUGUUAUAUCAGAAACCUCAGAACCUUUGCCAACAGUCAAAGUGGUUUGUAAGACUUCAGAAUCUGAGUCAGGUGCUCUGAAAUCUUUACCAUCUUUUUUAGAGGCUCUGAGACAUUUGACCUCUGACCAAUGUACUCUAUUGGUACAUCUGGAGCCAUCAACACCUCUCCAUGAGACUCUUGGAAACCUCAAACCAUCCCAAGGGGUUCUAGAACCUAUGCCAUCUACCCAAGAAGGUGUAGGAACUUCUUUUUCAACGGAGGUUUGGGGAUUGUCCACUUGUGCACAUGACGACUUUAUUCCAAUUCCUUCUCAUGGUGACUGCCUGAGAUAUUCCUCUUAUCCUAAUAAAAGCCAUAGACAUUUCAAUUCUACCAAAAAAAUACCAAGGCAUGCUCCAUUUCCUGAAGGAGAUAUCAGAUAUUCACUUUCAGAACUAGAUGUCUUAAGAUCAUCUUCUGCCAAAAGUAGGCUCACAUCUUCCAUAUAUGUCAGAAAGAACUCAAGUUCUACCUCUACUCCUCCAAGGAGUGUCUCACCCCCAGAAUCAUCAGAAUUGAACUUCAGAUCUAGUUCCCCUUCUAGAAAAUAUUUCAGAUGUUCUCCCUCUCCACAAGGUGGCUCCAGACAUUCGAAGUCAAAGAAAACAAAAUCAAAACAUGAUUCUAAAGAAUCAUGCCUCAAAUCUGUCCCAUCAGAAGAAAAAGGGUUGAAAUUUCACCAUUCUCCCAAAAAGGAGGGCAGAGAUACAGUUUCUAACAAAGUUAAUGCAAGGCCUAAAAGUGAUCCCAAAAAGAGCCCCACUACUACUUCUGCUAAGGGAGGUUGUAGAUCCUCCCGAUCUCAUGAGGAGGUCCUCAAAUGUUCCCCAUCUUCCCAAGGCAGCCCUAGAUGUUCCAGAUCUUCCAAAAUCAAAUUGGAACAGGUUCCCUCUAACAAAACAGAUGUUCAUGUUUCCCAUUCAGAACAUGAGGUCUGCAAACUACACUUUUUGUCCAAAACAGAGUCCAAAAAUUCAUCCUCCAAAAGGGACCAGAAACCAAAAGCUACUCCUCAAGAAUGCAUAGAAUCUUCCCUCUCUAUGGCAGGCUGCAGAUUCUCACAGUCUCAUGAGGAGGGCAGCAGAAGUUCUGCAUCACCCCAAGGCAAUCAUAAACAUUCCAGGUCUAUCAAAACUAAAUUGGAACAGGCCCCCUCUAACAAAGCAGAUGUGCAUGCUUCCCAUACAGAACAUAAGGGCUGUAAGAAUCUCCCAUUGUCACAAAGAGGAUUUAGAUAUGCUUCAUCUGUCAAAAGGGACAAGGAACCAAACGCUACUCCCCAAGAGAGCAUAGAAGCUUCCACGUCUGCAGAAGAGGACAUAGGAACUACUCCCUCUCAUGAAGAGACUCUCAGACAUUCUAUCUCUCCUCAUGAGACUUCCAGCCUUACUUCUUCUUCUACCAAAACAAGACUCUGGCAUUCCCCUUAUACUCAAGAAGUCAUCAAAACUCCCAGUGAGGCCCAAGAAAGCUUCAGGUCAUCUCCAGAUGGAGACAGUCCCACUGGGAGAGUCAAGUCUUUCUCAUCACCCAAAUGCAAUGAUGUCAGACAUCCUGUUUCUACAAAGAAGGACUUUAAACACACUCUUUCUGUUCAAGAGGGACAGAAACCUUCCACUGGUGCCAGAGAGGGGAGUGGGGCAUGGAUUCCUGUACAGUGGGGACUCAUAUAUUCACCAAUUCCAAAAGCGAGUGCCACAUCAUUCCCUGUUGUCCAAGGAAAUUUCAGACAUAGUCGACCUCAACUAGCAGACCUGAGAUCUUCCCUUUCUUACCAAGGAAGAGACACAGGCUUCCAAUAUGAACAUGGGACCCCCAUAUGUAACCCUUCUCUCCUAGGAGGCCACAGAUAUUCACGUUCAUUCCCAUGCAAUCUCCGAAGGAUCCCAUUGCAAAAAAAGAGCCUUAGCUCUUACCUCUUCCCUCAAGAAGGCACCAGGUCUUCUCAGUGUGACCAAAGGGGCCUCAGACUUUCCUGUGGCCACCCCAUCCAAGGUAGCUUUAGAAUGUUUCAAUCUGAAAGAGAGAGCCUCAAGAAUAGCCCAUCUAAAACACUGAGCCUCAGAUUUCCUCCUUGUCACCAAAGGGAAUACAGAAAUGUGCCCUCUAAUGUAGAGUGGGUUAAAACUUCAAUUUCUGCCCCAGGAAGCCCACAAUACAAUCCUUCUGCCCAUGGAGGCUUCAAACCUUUCACGCCUGUCAAACUGAAGUUCUAAAAAUGCUCAUCUCAAGAGGGAAUACUCUCUGUUAUCAUGCCAUCUUUAUAUCAUCUUAUGCACAGGCGAGCCUCAUAUUUUUCUACUCUGUGUCUCACAUAAACCACAGGAGUUUAUAACUUUUCCUACUCAUCAAAAACCCGUUAAACCUUGAAUUUCCAUUCCCGGCUAUUCCAGAUGUACAUUGAGGCAUCAGAUUGGUUCAUUUGACUAUAAAGAAGGCAGGCAUUUUCCAUCUGAUUAUUAAUAGGUCACAGUUUCUACACAGAACAUGAUAAACAAUCUAUUACCCACUGAGAAUAGCAUGUGCUUAUUCUGACUAAUGUUGCCCAAGAUUUACUUCAUAUGGUUUAGCGGGUGACAGAUUAACUCCCUCUGUCUAAGAAGUUCUGAGUGUUUCUUAUUCUAAUCAUCUGACUUCAAAGCCUCUGUCCAAAAAUAAAACUACCCUGGUGCCUGAAGUUUUAGAGUGUUAGAACAUCCAGCAGUGCCCUAAACCCAGUAUAUAUGCCUUAACUUGAUCAGGAGAAAUAAAAAAAUGAAUAAAUCACAGGAACAGAAGUAGUUAACUGAUUUGGUCCAGAGACAUUGCCUCCUAGCAUGUUGAAGACUGAUCACACUGCUGCCUGCACUGCAAGAAAUGGAUAUUCUACAUUCCCAUGAAGAUUGAUCAGGAAAUGUUCAGACUUCUUUAAUUCCCAAAUUGACUCUUGAUAUUCCAUGCUUCCCACAAGAGUCUUUGACCUUUCUGCAUUCCCCAAAAUAGCAUAAGGCUUUCUGUCUCUAAAAACAGAAAAUUUUGUACUCAAAAUUCCGUUUCUCUGGAUGCUUCAUUCUCAUUCUGUACAGAGGUUCUCCAAUAUUAUUUUCUGACAAAGGGGCCUCAGACUUAUUCCUUCAGGCCCAGGAGGACUCAUCCUUUGCCCCAGUGACUGAAGUGGAGCUCAAAUUAUUUUCCAGGACUCACUGGGUGCUCAGGCACAACUCUUCUGAACCAGGAUGCAGAAUUCACUCCACCAAUUCUCAAGAAGGCUAUAGCCCCACCGCAACAGAACCAAAGCUCUUCAAAACAGAUGUAUGAAUGAAAGGAGCUUCUGACCUCUCCUUCAGCACUGGGGGGUCUCAGAUCUUUUCCAAUGGCCAAAGUGGCCUCAGUCUUUUUGUCUAUAUUGAAAGUAACUCAUAACUUUUAUCAGUAAACUUAUUACCUGUCAAAAGCAAAAGCUUCAGUCUGCUCCACUUCAGGGUUCAAGGGAAGAUUGACACACCUUUCCUUUGAGAACCAGGAGACCUCAAACAUUCUCUAAUUGCCCAAAUGGACCUCAUAUUUAUAACUUCAUAACAAGGGUUUUGUGCACAUCCUCAAUGCUGAAGGGAGCCUGAGAUGUAAUGUGAGAAGCAAAGAUGUCUCAGACUUCCCCAAUGCUCCAAGAAGACCAGAAAUACAAACCCUUUAGAAUUAAUGAGCCAUAGAAUUUCUUCUAAAUUACACUGGAGAGUAAGAUUCAUUCCCAAACCAGGACAGUUCAGACCUCCAGCUACCAACUCCAUCAUGUCUUAGAUAUACCCCUCAAAAUUAAAUUAAUUCACUAAUUGAGGAAGCUUACACCUUGAUGCACUAUCUUCUCAAGAGGGUUAUAAAUUUAUUUCCUUCAACCACAGUAAACCCUGAUUUUUCAUACUUUGUCAAAGGAGGGUUUCUCUAACAUGCUGUCUUUGAACAAGAAAACAUAGCUUCCUUUGUCUCUACUGGAGGAGUCUGAGACAAACCCGUUUGAUGAAGUAAGCUACAGAACCGGCCCUGUGACUGAAAAAGGUCUCAAAAAUUCAGACUUGGUUGACAGGUACUUCAGAUUGACUCCCUAUUAUCAGGAAAACAUAGGAACUUCUCUUUGUGUUCAUGGCCUACUCAGGUCUACCAAAUAACUAAUAGAGACUACAGCUUGUCAUUCAGAACUGAAUGGCCAGUAAAUACACUUCUGACCACCAAAAGAACCUCAUGGAACUCUACAUUGAAGUUGCAUGGCAGAAGAAUAAAAAGUACCCUGGAUCUAAGAUCAUCUGUUUUCAUGCUGCACACAAGAUAUAUGCCUGUCCUCCAUGUCUACACCUGUGCAGCCUAUCCACAGUUUAAGUAGGGAACAGACCUAGGGACUAUAAUUCAACUUGUAAGAAGAACCAUCUGACUGUCAUUAUGCCUCAAAAGGAGUCCUCAGAGAAAAGAAUUUUCUAGAGUUCACUGAAGAAUUGGAGCAGGACUAGCAAGUUCCAUGGAUCUCCUCCUCUACAGCAGAUUCAGCUAAAGAUAUGGAUAUUCUAAACUAUGAAGAAGAGUUAUAAGGUUAAGCAAUUCUAGGAGCUUAUGAGUGGUGUCAGACCAAGAGUGCAUUAUACUACCAAGUCAAGCAAGUACCAGACAUUCAUGGUCUUCCCUGAAGCUGAACACAACCUUGAGGAAACAUCAAUGCUUGCAUAACCACUUAGCCUGUUGGAAGAUUGUUAUGAGAUUUGCCUUAGACUCUCAAAGAUUUCACACUGGAAAUCAACUGACCCCAUCACUGCUGCCCAUACACGGAUUAUGAAAACAACCUCAAAAAAGAGGAAACCUAGCUGUUGAUAGCCAUCCAGGCACACUGAAAAAUGGUCUUGCUGCUGCCUGAACUCUCCAAGACUCAACACAAGAUGAGCAAGCUCUAAAGAAGAGUUGGAAGCUGAAGUGCAGUAAAGGGACCUUCCUUCACUGAAUAAGUUGAUGCAAUACAUGGAUCAUGGAAGUUGGAAACACAGUAGGAAGCAAAUGAUGCUGAACCAUACCACUCAAGUUAAACUAGCAUUUUCUCUUCUGCACAAUGGGGAUUGCUUCAAACUUUCUUCGUGCUACAUAUAUGGGAUUAUCUUAUCUGACCAGUGGCUUCUUAGACUGAAAAUAACCAUCCAACCACUUUGAAAACAUGCAAUGAUUACUUCUCAGCAUUUCACAAGCCCACAAAGUCCCUUAGACAGAAAAUUCCUGUCCCACAUGAAGAGGAAUUUGUGGAUUGACCUAUACCAGACGAAGAAACUGAGUCACAGACUUCUGUCGUGCAGCCUCUUAGAAGACUUCUAAGACUGCUGACAUGCCUGACAUGGACAUUCAUAAAAUGUGUAUUCUAGAUUGUGAUUUCAAGUUUGGUGCCGAGGAAGAAAUCUGAGCAGCUGAACAUAUGCUUGAGAAGGAGAGCCAGCUUGGGACUCUCAUGCAGACUUUUGGAAAAUACUCAGAUUGCUGCCUCACCUACCACACAUUCACUACAGUGGACAGAUGUUCGAGUCUCCGAUGAAGAGCUGGACGAUGAUAAGGAAGUUCCUGGAAUGUAUUCCACUGUAUGAGACACAGGCACAUGAGGUGGACAGAAGUCUUGGGCACACUUCUAAUCAAUAUAACAUUCUUCCCUUCAAGUUUGAGGCCUCAGAGUUAAGGAAUAGCAAAGAGAGUCUGGAAAACAGCCAUCAGUCUUGAGGGCAUUCAUCAGAACAUCAGAAGUGGACUGCUCCUAACCUUAAUGCCCUGAACAGGAUGACUGAACACCAAACUGUGAGGUGGAAAAAGUGACAGACACCAGCCUCGCUCUUGCGAGUUCAGAUUACUGCAUAUCCUUCUUUCUGAAGAUGCCCUAGAUGAUAUUGUUACUUUGUUGUUGUUUUGAUUGUUGUUCUCUUUUUGGUAUUAUUGUUUGCUUUUAAGUUUAGAAGAGGACACCUUGAUUUUUUUGGUAUGUUAAUUAUCUACUGGCAUUAAACUCUGGCAACCAAAUGAAUAAAUGUUUCACAUGUUCUACUCUAUUUGGAAAUCACAA
Myodes glareolus (Bank vole) is the source of this 7070-nucleotide messenger RNA. The record is from RefSeq and is a predicted model, not a curated record. NCBI's taxonomy places the organism in Eukaryota, Metazoa, Chordata, Mammalia, Rodentia, Cricetidae.